Molecule: messenger RNA, 8832 nt
Organism: Gallus gallus (chicken)
Lineage: Eukaryota; Metazoa; Chordata; Aves; Galliformes; Phasianidae
Gene: ILDR2
Product: immunoglobulin-like domain containing receptor 2
Exons: 10
Coding region: 16-2433 (805 amino acids)
Biological process (GO): pancreas development
Cellular component (GO): membrane
Source: RefSeq, a predicted model, not a curated record
CGCCCCACGGCUCAGAUGUCGGUCUCUAACAGCCAGAACACCUCCUCCUCGUGUAAAGUUAGAUCUCCUCUGGAUCUUAAAAUCGCAGCGAUUGGUCGCGGUGCGAGUGGAAGCCCGAGGGAAACGCUGCACUGCAACAGUCUGCUCUCGUUUCCCGAGGUACGCGCGGUUAAUUCGGGGGCACGGAUGAUUGGAGCGGACAUUUUUAGCAGCGAAGCCGCGGGCGCGGGGAGUUGCGGAGCAGCGCUGCAGUGGGCACCUGACGAACGAGCGCCGCUUCCCUCGGCCCCAGCCCCGCGGAUCCGCGCCCCCCGCCCGCGCUAUCCCCGCCCGGCCCGGCCCGGCCCCGCGAGGCGGCCCCCAGCCGGCAGCCGGCGGCGGGGGAGGAGCGGAGCUGAGCUGAACGGAGCGCGGCUACGCGACGCGGCCUCGCCGCCGGCUCCUGGCAGGGCAGUCCCGGUCCUCUCCCGCCGCCCCGCGGCAUGCUCGCCCGGCCCGGCCGGCGGGAAGAUGGGUGGGCGCCUCCUGGGCUGCGUCGUGCUUCUGUGGCUCGCAGCUGAGGUGGAAGGACUGCAAGUCACUGUCCCUGAGAAGAAGAAGGUGGCCAUGUUGUUUCAGCCUGCUCUGCUUCGCUGCCAUUUCUCUACUUCUUCCACCCAACCAGCUGUGGUACAGUGGAGGUAUAAAUCUUACUGCCAAGACCGGAUGGGAGAAGCACUGGGUAUGGUAACUUCUGGUUUACAAACAAUGAGCAAGAGGAACCUGGACUGGGAUCCCUACCUGGACUGUGUGGACAGCAGAAGGACGGUCCGUGUCGUGGCCUCCAAGCAAGGAUCUGCCGUCACUAUAGGGGACUUCUAUAAGGAAAGAGACGUCAGCAUUGUCCAUGAUGCAGACCUUCAGAUUGGGAAGCUGAUGUGGGGAGACAGUGGGCUCUAUUACUGCAUUAUUAUCACACCAGAUGAUGUGGAGGGCAAGAGUGAAGAAUCAGUGGAACUGCUUGUACUUGGCAGGACAGGGCUGCUUGCUGAUCUCUUGCCCAGUUUUGCUGUGGAGAUUAUGCCAGAGUGGGUCUUUGUGGGCCUGGUGAUCCUGGGAGCAUUCCUGUUCUUCCUCCUGGUGGGGAUCUGCUGGUGCCAGUGCUGCCCGCACAGCUGCUGCUGUUACGUCCGCUGCCCCUGCUGCCCCGAGUCCUGCUGCUGUCCCCGGGCAUUGUAUGUUGCGGGCAAGGCAGCAAAAGCAGGGUACCCUCCUGUGGUUUCCUCCAUCCCAGGUCCAUACUACAUCCCCAGUGUUCCUGUAGCUGGUGUCCCGUCUCCUGCUGUGCUGAUGGAUAAGUCACACCCACCUCCCUUGGCCCCGAGUGACACAGGCGGAGGAAACCAAAAUGUGCGCAAAGGGUACAGGAUCCAGACUGACAAGGACAGGGACUCCAUGAAGGUGCUGUACUACGUCGAGAAAGAACUGGCUCAGUUUGACCCAGCGAGGAGGAUGCGAGAGCGAUAUAACAACACUGUCUCUGAGCUCAGCUCUUUACAUGAGGAUGAUUUGAACUUCAGGCAGCCCUACCGCCAGGCACGGAGGAAACCUCUGCCUCCUGCAGAAGACCUGGAUGGUGAUGCUGAGUACUGGGCAGGAGUCAUGGGUGGGGGCAGCACAUCGAGAUCACAGGCGAUCUCUGAUUACAGAGAUGAGAGGGACAGUUUCCGGCACAGCCAGCAGAGAUCCAAGUCCGAGAUGUUGUCCCGCAAGAGUUUCUCUGUGGGAGUUCCAGCCGUCUCUAUGGACGAGCUGGCAGCCUUUGCAGAGUCCUACAGCCAGCGGGCCCGGCGGGCAGACAGCCAGGAGACUCGGCGUUUCGAGCGGUCAGAGUCCCGCAGUGGCCGUGGUGGAGGGCUGACCCAUCAGGAUAGCUCCAUGGAGGAGUACUACACCAAGCGCAGCAGAGGGAACCGAGAGCCACUGACAGACUCGGACCGGGGCUGGUCGUACAGCCCACCCCGGAGACGGGCCCACGAGGAGAAGCACCUGCCCAGGCUGGUGAGCCGGACACCCGGAGGGAGCCAGAAGUAUGAUCACUCCUACCUCAGCAGCGUCUUGGAGAGAAAGUCCCGGAGCUAUGAUGAAAGCGGUGACCCUUGUGAAACCCCCUCAAAGCUGAGCUCACAGCCCAGCCAGAGAGGAGGGGGAACAUAUUAUGCCUGGUCACCACCUUCUACCUACAAAUCUGAUACGUCUCAGCAGCAGCAGACACCGCCACCUGAGCAGGAGGAAGGGGAGGACACCCUGCCUCCCUACAGCGAGAGGGAGCUGAGCCGAGGCCCUUCGUACCGGGCCAGAGAGCAGGCCUACCUCAAUGCCUCCGACAAGAAGAGGAAAAAGGAUCCCAAGAAAACAAACGAUUUCCCAACAAGAAUGUCCCUCGUGGUUUGAAGUCACUGUGGAUGUGUCAUGCCAGUGGGCUGGAUACCAUGACGUGGUCUCAGUGGAAAAGAUGCAGAGCAACAAGCAAACUGGGCCUCAGUGAACCUUUGCAGCCACCGGCCGGGGACUCUUUGUUCAAAAAUUGUUUGUUUCAUUGGGGCAGCAGACUUCCCAUAAACAGCACCCAAUCUCAGAGGCUUUGGAAGUCUGCCAGGAGAAUGAGGCCAGGGCUCUCUUCGGCACCCUCCAUUCUGCACUGGAAGGCAGCCAUGUCCUUACAACUUCUGCAGCCCUGAACUAGGAGCAAGGCUGCCUUUGUGCCUCUUUCCCUAUCUCACGUGCAGAAAGAGGCCUGUGUGCAUACCUCAUGCUCCCUCCGUCUCCUCUGUUCACUGGAUCAAAAUUGUCUCCAUGCUUAGAGUCUACUUUGUAUCAUCCCCACGCUGGGAGGAGGCCUUGUUCUUACAGCUGCAGACUGCCUCCAAGACUCUAAAUUAUGAAAGAAAAUCUACAUCCUUUCAGACACCACAGAGCAGGACUGAUGAGGUGUUUCUUUGCAAGGGCUGAACAGAGAGAGAGAGACAAGUAUGGGCUGGUUUGUUCAAUAUAUUUAGUUAUGUUCAUUGUGUGCUGAGAGUUGCAAGUGAGAUUGAUGUAUUGUUUUGAAAGUGGAUCACAGUAGCUUUUCUUGUGAUGAGAGCAUGAUGUGUUUUUCCCCCCUAUCCCCAACUGUGAUUUGUUUUGAUAAAGUUGCGUUUUCUUGCAGCUGAGCUAUGACCCUUUAGAGCUUUAAGCUAGAAAUAUCUACUCCACCAUAUAAUAAGCAGUGCUCUAACUUUGCUGGUGUUCUGCUCCCAGCACCCCCAGACUUAGUGGCCUUUUUCUUUUAAAGAAGCAAAAGGGAAAAAGACGCAGUGAGAAGGCUGCAGGUCUUUGUUCUAUGAUACUGGAAUUGCUCCUUUCUGAUCACUGUUCCCAGGCACUGAACAAAGCAGUGGCAGCAAUGGAAAAAGAAUUAACACUGGGUGAACACAAACCUUGAAAGACCUUUUUCAAUUACAGUCGUUUCUUUCACUACAGUUGUGACAUGAUUUUAGUGGCUGUUGUCUCAGGAACAGCUGAAUUUAGAAGUGAAUGCAUCACAGCAUCUGGAAGCCGACAUUCUGGUUUUUGUGGGGUAAAAUGCAGUCAUUUCUUUAUUUUUUGGCUGCUAAAAUUACAUGAUGAAAGAUAGUGGGAAUAAUUCAGGGUCUGGUAUCUUGAUCACUGUCAGGCCUGGAAACAAGUUCGCACUCUGGUUUGUUAUGGACGUUGUCAGCCUCUGAAAUGUCAUCUCAUAACUCUGGGCAUUUGGUCAUUACCUGGCUUCAAAUUGAUGAGGUGCUCACUCUAGCAAUAUGUUUUUGAACACUGGAUUGAUUGAUUAACAUCACUGCAGUUCUCUGUAAAAAUUGCAGAUUCAUUUCUGUACAACUCCUGUGUGGGAUGAGCUCACCAGAAGUGGUCACGGGAGAGGAAAGAGUAAUCUCCACAGACUCGAUGCUGUUGUAGUUUUUUAUGAUAGAAGAUAAAUGACACGAGGAUGGCUUUCUUUUCCAUGCUCUUCUUCCUGGCCAAGGAAAGAUUAGCGUGCAGGAGCAUAUUAUUACCUGGAUCUGCCUUGCAGUAUGGCUUGAGAAACUAAAUUUUAAGUACAUUUUGAUCUUAUCAUUAAUGUAUGUUCCUAGGAAAAUCACAGCAGUUAACAGAAGGCUGGCGGGUGGUUUCCAUCUGAGCUCUCCAAGGUCUUGAGAGGUCCAUUAUUACUCCACAUGCCAUUUAAAAUUAAACAUCUCACCCCUGACGUAAGAUAACACUGUCAAGCAAAAAAUGUUAAUAUUUGGUUGGUACGAAAAUCUUGGGAGGCCCUAUACCAUGGGUUUUAGGGAAGUUUAACCUGCUGUCCUUCCCAUCAGACAUCCAGCAGACCCAGGAAACAUUUCACCACAUGGAGAUUUGACUGUGCAUCUGCAGCAGUGAUUGUGUCAGAAACGGGCCCGUUAGCAACACGUCUGUAUCAGCACCAAAUGGAUCAUCUGAAAAGUGAGGGCUGAUGUAGAGUUGGGCUUCCAUCUCCAUAGCUGCACAACCCUAAUGACUCUUGGAUAACCAACACAGAGGAGCAGGUAGACAGAAGCUGAUAGGAGUCACUUGUUUCAGAAAAGAGUAAUGGUAGCUUUGUUCCUAUACCAACUUUAAGAGCACCUGCAGGAUGCUGGCAUUGGAAAAUAAUGAGCCUGAUUAUUGCACUUAAUCUGACAGUGAUGGGGUCUCAAAUUAUAAAUUUUCCAGUGAUCAAUUUUUAUUGCUGGCAUAAAGUUUAAAUCCUUUUCAUACAGGAUAUGGAUGUCUGAGUCAUGUUGAUGAUGCAGAUGGUUUUGUGGCCUUCAAAUGAAGCAUCACAACAGUGACUAGCUGAGAAAACAACCAAGAUGAUGAGUGAAUCCUGUAAAAAAUUAUAGGCCCUUAGAGCAACAGCAGGGUCGAGUAUCAGUGCUAAAUCUGGCUGUGCUGUCAAUAGUGUUAUCUAGGCUUUAGAAAAGUCUUGACAUAUGGGAAAGUAAAUACCAAUAGUAACAACUUCUCAGUAAGCUCAUUAUGCCUUUAAAGUAUAUUGUAAAAUUUCCACAGGGUGGGUUUAGUGCAAACAUCCUCAGACCAUUUAUGCUGAAAUGGAAAUUUAACAAAGCCAGCACCUUGAACACUUAAAAACUUGGGAGAAACUCCUACCUGAGACAGAUAGCCAGAAUUAUUCUUUGUGUUGGCAUAGAAUUAUAGAAUACUAUAAUGGUUAAGGGAAUGGUUAAGGGUGGAAGGGACCUUAAAGACCAUCCAGCUCCAACUCCUCUGCCAUGGGCAGGAACACCUCCCAGCAGCUCAGGCUGCCCAGGGCCCAUCCAACCCGGCCUUGAACGCCUCCAGGGAUGGGGCAUCCACAGCUCCUCUGGGCAGCCUGUGCCACUGCCUCACCACUCUGAGUGAAGAAUUCCUCCUAACAUCUAACCUAAAUCUCCCCUCUUUUAGUUUAAAACCAUUCCCUCUUGUUACUAUCGUACCAUGUAAAAAAAAUCAGUCUCCAUCUUUUUAAUAAGCGCCCUUUACGUUCUGAAGGACCACAAUGAGGUCUCCCUGGAGCCUUCUUCAGUCUGAACCAUCUCCCUCUGCCUUCCAUCAUAGGAGAUAGUGCUCCAACCCUCUGAUGAUCUUUUGGCCUCCUCUACAUGCUCCAACAGCUCCGCAUCCUUCUUGUUCUGAGUGCCCCAGGCUUGGAUACAGUACUCCAUAUGGAGCUUCUCAAGGGCACAUCAGAGGAGGACAAUCCCCUCCCUCGCCCUACUGGCCACUCCUCUUCUGGUAAAGCCCAGGGUACCCUUGGCCUUCUGGGCCACGAGUGCACACAGUGCACACAGGUUUUCCUUCAUUGUCCACGAAGCUGUCACUCCAUCACAGAAGACCACCUGAUUGGUCAGGCACGAUCUGCCCUUGGUGAAGCCAUGCUGGCUGUCUCAGCUCACCUCCACAUUUCUCAUGUGCCUUAAAAUAUCUUCCAGGAGGAUCUGUUCUGUGAUCUUCCCAGGCACAGAGUCGGCAGCACACUGAAUCAUAGUUUUAACUCCGGUUUGUGACUCUGAAGGUACCUGCUGAAGAUGGAUCAGCAGGUAAACUGCUUUCUUGACCUUUUUGUUCCAACGAGCCCACUCUGGGUGGGCAAUACUAGUUCACCUGCAACAGAAAUAGACCAGUGGUUUGGCAGCCAGUGAAAGGCUUGUACGUACAACCUCCCUUUAAAUACUGACCUGCAACUGGCCGUAGAAAUUGGUGGGAGGGAGUAGCGAAGAAAGUAUCAGGAUCAGCCAACUUAAGACAGAACUGAUCCUUUGUAGGGAAAAUUCGUUCUCUGAGAAAUUUUUUCAAGGAGUUUUAAGAGAGUUAGCACGUGGAUGCCUCUGUUGGAAUGUGACCAGCCUUCCCCAGUAACGGAGUAGUCUGACAUUGUGCAGAGGAGCUUUUCUCAGCACAAUUUGCCGGUUUACUCCCACAGUCCCAGGUCAUCCUGAGUACUCCAACUGCUACUGUCUCUUUUGGCCGAAGGUCCCUUCCAAAGCUGCUUCUCUGAAGAAACGCAGGGCAGUCACUGGCCUGUACAAAUACAGAUCUCUUGAGCAGGAGCAAUCACAGAACAUUUUACGAGUCAAACAUAGCCACAAAUUUUUAUAGAAUCAUAGAAUCAUGGAAUGGCCUGGGUUGAAAAGAAUCACAAAGAUCACUGAGUUUCAACCCCCCUGCUAUGUGCAGGGUCGCCAACCAGCAGACCAGGCUGCCCAGAGCCACAUCCAGCCUGGCCUUGAAUGCCUCCAGGGAUGGGGCAUCCACAGCCUCCUUGGGCAACCUGUUCCAGUGCGUCACCACCCUCUGGGUGGAAAACUUCCUCCUAAUAUCUAACCUAAACCUCCCCUGUCUCAGUUUAAAACCAUUCCCCCUUGUCCUAUCACUAUCCACCCUCAUAAACAGUCGUUCCCUCUCCUGUUUAUACGCUCCCUUCAGAUAUUGGAAGGCCACAACGAGGUACAUAAAUACAAUGUUUAUCAUGCCUGGACUAUUCAGAAAAUAAAAUACAAUGUCAUUGAGACUGUUCCACUGAGAAAAUGCUCAGAGCUUUAUUUUUUUCCUCCGGGGACCAUUCACAUGAAGCUGCGGGUGAGGUUCUGUUCUGUGUCACUAAGUACAGGUCCGGGACAUGUGGGAGUGAAAGCUGAAGUGGCUUUAACUCAUUUUUUAACUAGGUCCAGGAGCAAACAGACCUUUGGCAUAAGCCAGGUGCUGCAGAACUGACCCUGACUCCUGGAACCUCUGUGGGCAGCACCUCCAUCUGGCUAUAAUGGCGUGUAUGCUUUGUGUAGCAGCUGAGCAGCCAACUGCACAGUCAUCUUCACGUGGGGCUCCUGAAGCCACUGUCUCAUUACCUGGGAGGUCAGAGAAGAGAUCCCUGUACACUACACGAUGCGUCAGCUAUUGUUUUUGAUACCAUCCAAAAAAAUGCCAGCUGAAUUAUCAGCAUCAGAAACAGAAUGAUAUUAGUAACAUUAGGAAUAAAUGGGAGGUAUAUGCCAUGAUUCCCAUGCCAAUUCUCUUGUGACCUUUGUAACUGCUUCUGGACAUUCACCCCUGCCUGUAAAGGGGCCUUUGCCACGAGAGACCAUCACCCCCUCUCCCUGUCUGCCCUUUGCUCUGUGCCAUGCAUGCGAUCACUCUCCGACUGCUCUGCAUGCUCAGCUAUUGGCAGCUGACAUUCAGCCUGGGGGCUUCAGUCAGUUUGGCUGUGGACUGAGUUGCAUUUUGUUAAAAAACAAAAACCUUUUAUUACCCCCUGUAAAAGCACAAAUUACAGGAAGCACAAAACAAAACCCCAAGCCUUCCACUUAUUCUUGAAUGCAAGCAGAGAUGUUACUGGAAUUUAAAUAUUCGAGCCGAAGACAAUUUCAAAACAAGUGGGUAUGGUUUCCAGUCCCAGGGCAGCUGCAGUAAAAGCUCUGAAGAGCAAACAACAAAAGCAAACCCAUUCAGAUUUCUUUGUCCUUGCUAAGAGCGGCAGCAGAGGGAAGGAAGCAGUGCUUCACCAGUCUGAGAGUGCGAAUGCGGCUCCAAGAUGUGUUACAUCUGAGUUUAAAAGUAUGACUCAAAAGCUGUCAGGCUGAUUUUAAAAGCAAAACUCAGGUCAAGGAAAUGGCACGGUCUUCAUCUCCGGUGUCUCUUGGUGGUUCUCUUCCACACCUGCUCACUUAUCUUUAUUCCUGCAAAGCCUUUACUUGCGCCCUGAGAGCCACGUGCCCUCUGUGCCCAAACACCAGAUGAAUGUGGAGGCAAUGGGGAGCUCCUGUGCACCCGUGUUACCCAGCCUGCAGAGCACCAGCACUGGCCCAUCAAGCAUCCCUCACAUCUGGUGGCAGCCAGGUGCCUGCUUUUCACAGGCCCUAUUGAAAAUCCCAGCCAUGGUUAUGGUCCUCUUGCUGUUUGUCACGGAGCUGUUGGUUGCAUUUUUCUUCUUCUCUUUCGUUGCAGUUGCUCAUCUGCAACAGCUUUGUUUCCCCCAUUAGGCAGUGAGGGAAUGGCUUUCUUUGCUGUGCUCAGCUUUUGCUAUUUUACUUAAAUUCUCCUUCUUGCCUGUAAUGAAGUUAUUUCCAUAAUGGGAGGCCGGAGGGAGUGUCAGAAAGACACACUGCUCUGUACAGCGACAAUACAAGCACUCUGAUGGCUUUCUGGAACACAUCCGCACCCUCAGUUACCAAGCAUUAUACAUUCACCAUGCCUGCAGUUUCCAAUUUGUUGCUUUUGAGUUGUCACCAUGGAGAAUAAAAGCAGGAAAAGCUA